UAUAUUCGAACGAUGGUUUCAGUUUUCUAAGAUUUUCUCGUACAAACCCACCCCAUGUGAAUAUAGGGAAAAGCAGCAGAUGGCCACCUAAGAAUAAACUCGUACGAAACCAGCAAUAUUGCCAACAACAGCAGCAGCAACAGCAGCAGCAGCAACAGCAACAACAACAGCAACCGCAUCACAUACAACAACAAUUAUCCUACAACCCGAAACCAUUGGUCCUGUACGAUCAAACGUCGAGCAACGUUGCCCCACCACCGGCCCCGACCGCCUCCUUUUUAAUCGCUUCCUCCACGUACACGCACGGCUCGUUCUCCGGCGACCAAUACAACAAUUCCGGAGUCACGUUGAUACCCCAACCCUACUUUAAACCGCCCGACGUGCAAACCUUCUGCUUGAUACAAGACCGGCAAAAUAUCCAGCAACAGCAGCAGCAACAACAGCAGCAACAGCAGCAGCAGCAACCUCAACCCCAGCAGCAGGAGCAGCAAACCACCCACGCCUCGUACUACAACGUAUCAGCGACGAACACGUGCAAUCUGCAAGGGAUCAAUGCGACCAAUUCCCCGUUCCAAUUCCCGAAUCUGAGCCCGUACGCGGCCAACUUCACGAACAGCCAGGUGAAUCCAACCGUCCAAACGGCAGGCGGUGUUCACACGGGGCAAAUCUUUCCAAGCCCUCCCUCCACCGGCCUCGUGUUCGGCGGGCUCCAAGCGAGGGGGGGGGAGAAGCCCGUGGCCGGAUCCGGGGCGACGCUCGAGAUCUCCUCCUCGCUGAAGGGGAGCAAGAGCAAGUUACCGACCGCCGGUAACAACUCGCAGAUAGUCGCCAGCGCGACCAGCGUCGAGAAUUACAACGAAUGGCCGUCCCAAGCACAGAUCACCCCCUCCUCCUCAACGGACGUUCUGUUCAACAUAAAGGCGGCUGCGACAGGGACGACCACGAGCACCGACGAUGAGGGGAAUCGGGAGACAACGACCGGGGGGAGCAACGUCGUUCUGGAGAAAACGAGCGUGUCCACGAGCGUGUCGGCCAAGGCCCAACAACAGGAGGAGCAUUACUCGGACGAGUCGUCGGCGAGUUUCGAUUUCACGAUCGAGGCCGAGAAAAUGGUGUCCGCUCUCUGCAACAUAUCCUCGAACGAUAUAAACAAGGAGGAGGGGAAGACGGAUAAGUCGAAUUCGACGCCUUUGUUCAGCGGGGCGGGGGACACAGCGUCGAACAAGAACGCUUGGUUCACGGAGUUUUGCGCCGAUUACGGGACAGGGACGUCGAUAGCCGUCCAAACGGACGGCCCUUGCGUGGACAGGGCCCAGUAUCAAGAGUUGUUGAGAAAAGUGGUGUACUGGGGCUGCACGGAGGCGGAGUUAGUAUUGAACAACAGCUCGAAGACGAAUCCGAGAUGCGGCUGGUUGAGAAACUUGUCCACCGCCACGAAAACGGCCGUCACCAAGUCGUCCACGUGUUUCCCGAUAUUUGCCGGCGAUCGGGUAUUCGUCGCCGAUCUGAUCAACGCUUUGCUGCGCAUAAGCAACGGUUGGCUGAUACUCGACAAUUACUUGAACAAGCAACAUUACCCGAGCCUCAACGAGAAAUUCGAUUGCGAGUUGGUCAGGUGUUUCCGCCUUUGGGAGGAGAGCACCCACGAGCUGUUGAAUCAGAUCGUCCAAACGUUCCUCAAGCUCGAGGAGGGCAACGUCGAGCCAACGACGACUAAUUUCACCACCAACAACGAGCAAACGAAAUCAGAAUCAUUCGGAACCUCUUUUCCAGGUGACGUUUCAGUUUACACGAAUCGCGACUUGUUCGAUCCAUCCUCGUCCACGUCUAUCAUCGCUACCGCCCCGUCGAAACAGAAGGUGGCGGCGGAUAAUAAAAAGGACGGUGGCCAAGAGGUGGCGUGUUGCGGCGGCAACUCGGUCGGCCAAUUGUCCGCCUGCGGCAGCCUGCGCAACUUCACGCUGUACGGCCAGGCUGAACAGAAACAGCAGCAACAGCAGCAGCAACAGCAGCAGCAACAACAACAGCAACAACAGUCCUCCUCCUCCUCCUCCCAGAAAGAGUCGAAAUUGCGAAGGCACGCGAAAUCCGGGGGACAGGCGAACAGUAGAUACCGUUCGAGGGGCAGCUCGUCGUCCGGGAAGAACGAGACGCCUACUCAAUCGUUGAACGCCGAAUUCUUUCACCUGAGAAGCAAGAUACUGACCGAGAGCAAUCAAGACUCGUCCAGGCAGCAGUGGUUGUACCACAACAAGGAGAAGAAGCAAGAUUUCCCCGAGGCCAAGGUCUCCUCCUCCUCCCCCUCCCACGUGGCGGACAGCGUGGACGGUAUAUUCAGACUGCAACGCCAACUGGACGUGGAGAAUUGCGAGGCCGGUUACGGGCAGAAAUGUUUGUCGAGGGUGGAAUCCUCCUUCCUCAAUCCAUCGAUCAGCCUCGAGUCCAUGUACUUCCCGGCAACGAGCGAGCACGACGCGUUCUAUCCAAGUUACGCGGUUUGCCCCCCGCCCUACGCAUCCCUCGACUACAAAAGCUCGAAGACGAGCUUCGACUCGUCCCAGGGUCACAACAACAGGAACAAGGCGAACGUGGAUCUCGUGUACGUGGGCAAGUCGUCCACCAGCCAAUUGGAAUUGGCCGCGGUCCCCAAGGACAAGAUGACGUUGCUCAGCCAGAUCGAGCCGAGCAUACCCGAAAAAUCGUCCGAGGAGAUGACCGCAAAUUUGUCCGCCUGGUUCGCGAGCAUGAGGAACCCGGACAAUCCCAGGCAGAUACCGUUCAUGAACCUGACCGACGUGAACGCCGCGGACACGAUGGUCGCGGGGAGGGGAUCGGCACCUCGCCAAGACAUGUCGAAGAACACUAUGGAUCUGACCAAUUGCAUCAGGCAAUUGCAGAUAGACGCGAACCGCCAAUUUCAAACGUUGCAGAACAUACAGAGCGUGCAAACGGCUCCCUGGAACGCGUACAAUUUGAUCAACAAUCGCGUCCAGGUGCAACAGGUCCCGGAGGAGUACGACAGCUCGGAGGACGUGAGGGUGUACAUGAAGCCGGGCAGUUACAACGUGCCCAAGAAGAGGCAUCAGAGGAGGUCGAACAGACGUUUGGAGAAUUCGACGAAUUCGAGGAACGUGGCGAACGGGUCGAGUCACAACGCGAGGAGCCAUUACGCGGGCAAGGAGAAGUUCUGCGUCCCCGCGUCGUCCACUCCCGUCUCGAGGCCGGCGAGCAUCCCCGCUUCGACGGCCGGCGUGAACAACAACGGCUCGGCCACGAUGAAACUGCCGUUCCCCGCCACCCCCAUCGUACCCCCCCCAACAUUCUCCCUCGAGAAUUCGCCGAGGAUCUUGAAACGAUCCGACGUUUCCAAUUACACCGUGUCCGAGGACGUGACAUGGAAGGCCGCCUGCGCCUCGGCCGAGAUCCUGUUGGAGGCUUUGAACGUGAAGGAGGACGCGGAUUUCAAAAAGCCGGAAAUGGAGAGAUCGGUGGACGUGGUGGUCGGUGGUGAAAAGUACGGGUGCGACGAUGGUGCGAUGGUUGUUGUUAAGAAGGACGAUGACAUGAUGAUGGAGGAGGGGAUGGCGGUGGGGCAGACGGGUGUGGUGCAAGGCGAGGAGAAGUUGGAGGAGAGCAUCUCGAAAAAUUUGAAGGAGAACAACGACGGUGUGUCGAGUUACGAGGCGUCCGAGGAUGACUCAGGCUCCACGAAUCAUUUCUCACCCAACACAAGUAUCAACGAAGUUUCACAGUUAUCUGGUAAUAAAAAUGGUUCUAGUAAAAUGAAUGUAAAAACGGACUCGUGGUUAAUCAAAACUUUGAACAACGCUAACAUGGCAAAUAAGCAGAAACGGCGGAAAAACAACGCUGUCCAGCAACAUAGCUCCGAAUCGUCGAACAGUUCGGUGACAGAGAACGAGCAAACGAAUCCUAUCGUCUCGUUGGUGUCCAACAGUACGAUAACGACGGUGGCGACAACGACGACGACCGUGAAAAAUCUCCAACAGACGAUAUGCUCGAGGAAAAGUUCGUGCGUCUCGUUGAACAACGACCAGACAACGUCCGAAGAGACGGAACGUGUCGUGGGGAAAGCCACUUAUUCCGAAACUGUGCGCCGCUGCGCCUCCUUGAGCGCAUCCUUCUCGGAGAAGAAAGAAUUUUCCAAGAAAAGCAAAUUAAACAUUGCCAAUGUGUCAACGAUUUGCAGCACUGUGAUACCGAUACCCGGCCGUAAAUGUCAGAGAAAAGAUUUCGAGAAAUCUUACUAUCUGUUGCACAGCAGAUCCCGCAAGUGUUCCGGGAAAAAGGCAACGAAAAAUUGCGAGAUCGAUGGUGAUUCUCAAUCGAUGGAAGGAACGUUGAAAUCGACCGUCGCGGUAAAGCACGGGAAAAAGAGGGAAAACGCUGGAUGCAUCGAAUUCUUGGACGGGAAAUAUGGUGGGAAGACUAGCGACAGAGGUUGGUCCGUAUGGUACAGUUCGAAGAGGAAACAGAGUCUUAGCCCGCUUGCGCUUAGCAAAUUGGAAAUGAUACAUCAAACGGUUUGGCAAAUGGAUGAAGCAGAGGUUUUCAAGUGUCCAUCUUCGGGGGGCAAUAAUCAAUCUUCUACAUACACGAUCGAGGACUAUUGUAAAGUCAUUAAAAGUCCAAUGUUCCUAGAAACGGUUGAAUACAAAUUAAAGAAUCGAGUUUACCAUAAAGUGGAACACGUCGUUAGAGACUUUCGUCGUAUUGUUUAUAAUUCAAAAUUAUAUCAUAAGGAUGAUCAUGAUCGAGUAAAAGUAAUCGAAACACUAUCGAAGAAACUCGAAGAACUUUUCGAGGAACAUUUCGCGAGUUGGGACUUCGAUAAUAUUAGCGGUAGUCCAAGGGAAAGUUCACCAGUGCUGCAUCGAUUUAAAACGGCUGGACAAAAACCGGUAACUGGACGUUACGGCAAUACGAAGAAAUGUCAGUCUUCUUCGAUUACCGAAAAUAUAUAAUAUCUGCCAUUAGUAAUAUGCUUUUCUGCGACAUCGAACUACACUUGAGGAAUUAUCGUGCCUAUGAUUCAUGGUGACAUUUCAUUACGCAUUUGCAAUUCAUAUUAUUAUUAGAUUAACAGAUAAACUAAUCGCAUCGAGUUUAUGUAAAAUUGUUAGAUUCGAAAUUAAGUAUAUCUGUAAGGAUCGAUCAUAAUAAUACGCUCUAGUCACGCAUCAGUUCGUAUUGUUGUCACAACGUAAGCGUUCUACGGUUUUUCUUUCGCAUCGCAGUUUGCUACGUUCAAACAAUUUUCGUUUAUUUUCAAAGAAGCGAAAGUUUAAACGCUUAGUUUUCUGGUACAUACACCCGUAUAAGAUAAUGCAUCUUAAAUGUGAAACAAAACGAUAGUUACAUUUACCUUUUUUAUACCACUGAAUUAUAUAACAAAAAAUAGUUAAUGACAUUGCAAUGAUCAUAGUCUAAAACUUGACAACACUUAAUUAAAAGAGAAUAAUUCGACGCUAUUUUGCCCUAGCAAGAUUAAAACACGAUUAAACAAAAGUAGUGGGAAAAACGAUCAAAAUAUUAUAAGAAUAAAAUAAUUUUUCAUUUGUAAUAUUAUCGUUAUGCGUGAAAUAUAUUACAUGAGAAUAAAAAGAAGACAAAUAUUAUAAUAGCAAAUUGUACUGUCAAGCAAAUAAAAAGAUUGACCAAAUAAAAGAUUUAGAAAAAUUAAAAA
Apis cerana (Asiatic honeybee) is the source of this 5704-nucleotide messenger RNA. RefSeq lists its product as uncharacterized. NCBI's taxonomy places the organism in Eukaryota, Metazoa, Arthropoda, Insecta, Hymenoptera, Apidae. Gene Ontology annotation, molecular function: protein binding. The record is from RefSeq and is a predicted model, not a curated record.